AUGGCAAAGCCUCAGAGCAAGGAUUCUGGACUGAAGGAGAAGUUCAGGAAUCUGCUGGGGCUGGGAACAUCUCGGGGAAGUUCAAAGUCAUCGGAGGGCAAGCAAACAGAGUUUAUCAUCACUGCAGAAAUACUCAAGGAACUGAGCGUAGAAUGUGGAUUAAGUAAUAGGAUACGAGCAAUCAGUCAAAUUUGUGAAGUGGCAAAAACUAAAAAAAUUGAAGAGCACGCAGUGGAAGCAAUAUGGAAAGUGGUAGCGGAUAUGCUCCAGCCAGAGCGCCCCGCCGAAGCCAGGCAUGCUGUUCUUCAUCUGCUGAAGUCAAUCGUUCAAGGACAGGGUGAGAGAUUAGGGAUCCUCAGAGCACAUUUUUUUAAGGUUAUUAAGGACUAUCCCUCCAAUGAAGACUUGCAUGAACGGCUUGAAGUGUUCAAGGCUCUAACGGAGAAUGGACGAUACAUCACCUACUUAGAAGAAGAGUUAGCUGACUUUGUACUCCAGUGGAUGGAUGUUGGUUUGUCUUCUGAGUUCCUUCUGGUGUUAGUGAACUUGGUGAAAUUCAAUAGCUGUUAUCUGGAAGACUAUGUAGCUGACAUGGUCCACAAGAUAUGCCUCUUGUGCAUUCAGACUUCAUCAUCUGUGGACAUAGAGAUUUCCUUGCAAGUCCUAGAUGCAGUUGUUUGCUAUAAUUGUCUGCCAUCAGAGAACCUGCCAGUAUUUAUCAUCACUUUGUGCCGUACCAUCAAUGUGAAGGAGCUCUGCGAGCCGUGCUGGAAGCUUAUGCGCAACCUUUUGGGAACUCAUUUGGGACACAGUGCCAUUUACAACAUGUGCAGGAUCAUGGAAGACAGAGCUUACAUGGCGGAUGCAGCGCUGCUGAGAGGAGCUGUGUUCUUUGUCGGGAUGGCUCUGUGGGGUGCUCAUCGCCUCAAUUCGCUCAAGAAUUCCCCAACUUCAGUGUUGCCUUCGUUCCUCAAGGCCAUGACAUGUCCCAAUGCAGUUGUAUCUUACGAGAUAGUUCUGUCCAUAACACGUCUCAUAAAGAAGUAUGGGAAGGAGCUGCAAGCUGUAACGUGGGAUAUCCUUUUGGACAUCAUGGAGCGAUUACUGCAACAGCUGCAGACUCUGGAGAGCCAAGAACUUAAGUCCAUUGUACAUGAUCUUUUGACUACAGUAGAAGAACUCUGUGACCAGAAUGAAUUCCAUGGCUCUGAAGAGAGAUUUUUUGAGCUGGUGGAAAGAUGUGCUGAUCAGAGACCAGAAUCUUCUGUAUUAAACUUGAUAACAUACAGAGCUCAAUCCAUUCAUCCUGCCAAAGAUGGCUGGAUUCACAACCUGCAGAUGUUAAUGGAGAGAUUCUUCAGGAACGAAAGCCGUAGUGCUGUUCGUAUAAAAGUUCUGGAUGUCUUGUCCUUUGUCCUGAGCAUCAACAGACAGUUCUAUGAGGAAGAGCUGAUAAACUUGGUUGUGAUCUCUCAGCUGGCUCACAUUCCAGAGGAUAAAGACCAUCAAGUCCGAAAACUGGCCACUCAGCUACUCGUAGACCUGGCUGAAGGCUGCAACACACAUCACUUCAACAGCUUGCUUGAUAUCAUCGAAAAGGUGGCUGCACAUUCUCUCUCAUCUCCUUCUGAACUGGAAGAGAGGGACUUGCUAUCGUAUUCAGCUUCUUUGGAGGAUGUCAAGACAGCAGUUCUUGGACUCCUGAUAAUUCUUCAGACAAAACUCUACAGCUUACCCUCCAGCCACGCAAUGCGGGUGUACGAGAUGCUGAUUCACCACGUCCAACGCCAUUACAUAUACGCGUACAGCCUUGCUGUUGCUAGCAGCAUCAGACUGCAGGUAUUUGAUUUCCUCAUUCGAGCUGACUCCCUUCACCGUCUUGGUCUUUCCAACAAGGAUGGAGCAGUGAGGUUCAGCCCUUACUGUCUGUGUGAUUAUGUAGAAGCAGAGAAGAGGGCUUCUGAGAAAAAGCCUCCUGGUACGCUCUCCCCGCCUUCAGGAAGUCCCAGUGUGCCUUCCCAGAACGCCACCGUUCGUAUAGGGCACCUGCCCUACUCAAUGGUCUUCGGUGUCCUUCUCCAGUGUCUGAAGCAGGAGACAGACUGGAAGGUGUUGAAGUUGGUCCUCAACAAAUUACCUGAAUCCCUCCGCUAUAAAGUGCUGUUUUUAACUUCUCCUUGUAACAUAGACCUCCUGGCCUCUGCGCUGAGCUACAUGCUCACAGACAAAAAGACUACUGACAGGCUCCAUGGUACCCCAGACGGCUUUUCUCGCACUGAUUUGCAUCUGGCUGUAGUUCCGGUACUGACGGCGUUAAUAUCCUAUCAUAAUUAUCUGGACAAAGCUAAACAGCGUGAAAUAGUGUAUUGCCUGGAACAUGGUCUUAUUUAUCGCUGUGCAAGCCAGUGCGUUGUGGCACUCUCUGUCUGUAGUGUCGAGAUGCCCGAUAUCAUCAUAAAGGCGCUUCCUGUCUUAAUAGUUAAAUUAACCCACAUUUCUGCUACGGCCAACAUGGCAAUCCCUCUCUUAGAAUUUCUCUCAACUCUAGCAAGGCUGCCUCACCUCUACAGGAACUUUGCAGCGGAGCAAUAUGCCAGCGUGUUCGCCAUCUCCCUACCAUACACAAACCCUUCCAAGUUUAACCAGUACAUCGUCUGCCUGGCCCACCACGUGAUAGCCAUGUGGUUCAUUCGGUGUCGCCUUCCCUUCCGAAAGGACUUUGUCCCCUAUAUUACAAAGGGUUUGCGCUCGAAUGUCCUCCUUUCCUUUGAUGACACGCCUGAGAAGGACAGUUUCAGGGCUCGCAGCACAAGCCUGAAUGAGAGGCCAAAAAGUAGUUUAAGACUAGCCAAAAAUGCAAAGCAAGGCUUGAAUAACUCUCCUCCAGUGAAAGAGCUGAAAGAAUCCUCUGCAGUUGAUGCCUUCCGAUCCCGCAGCAUCAGUGUGUCUGAACAUGUGGUCCGCAGUCGGAUACAAACAUCCGUCACUAGUUCAAGCCUGGGCUCUGCAGAUGAAAACUCAAUGGCUCAGGCUGAUGACAACUUAAAAAAUCUCCACCUGGAACUGACUGAGACCUGUCUGGAUAUGAUGGCUCGAUACGUCUUUUCAAACUUCACUGCGGUGCCUAAAAGGUCUCCUGUGGGUGAGUUUCUGUUGGCUGGAGGAAGGACAAAGACGUGGCUGGUUGGUAACAAGCUGGUGACCAUCACUACAAGCGUUGGAACUGGGACAAGGUCCCUACUUGGCCUAGACUCCGGAGAGCUCCAAAGCAGCACAGAAUCAAGCUCAGACCCUGUUUUGCAAGUGAGACAAACUAAAGAAGCUCCAGCAAAACUGGAAUCUCAAGCUGGGCAGCAGGUUUGCAGAAGCUCUCGCAACAGAGUCCGAUCCAUGUCUGGUGGUCAUGCCUUACGUGUCGGUGCCUUAGACAGCUCAGCCUCCCAUUUCCCCAGUGGCUCCACUUCCCAAGGGACACAGAGUCCUCCUGCUCCUGCACCUCGAUCAGAAAAGACUAAUCCUGCUCCACAGACACCUCUGCAGAAAGAAAAAGCAAACUUAGCUGCGUAUGUCCCGCUGCUGACACAGGGAUGGGCAGAAAUCCUCGUGCGCAGACCCACAGGUAACACGAGCUGGCUAAUGAGCCUGGAGAACCCGCUCAGUCCAUUUUCUUCAGAUAUUAACAAUAUGCCCCUGCAAGAGCUCUCCAAUGCACUCAUGGCUGCGGAGCGUUUUAAAGAACACCGAGAAACGGCUCUAUAUAAAUCCCUCUCUGUCCCUUCCUCCAGCCUGGCCACCGGGACAGCCAAACCAUCGCUUCUCCAGCGUUCCAACACAGUGGCCUCUUUCUCUUCCAUGUACCAGUCCAGUUGUCAAGGGAAGUUGCACAGGAGCAUAUCCUGGGCAG
Pterocles gutturalis (yellow-throated sandgrouse) is the source of this 3904-nucleotide messenger RNA. RefSeq names its product tuberin-like. The record is from RefSeq and is a predicted model, not a curated record. Gene Ontology annotation, cellular component: nucleus; cytoplasm; TSC1-TSC2 complex. Gene Ontology annotation, molecular function: GTPase activator activity. Gene Ontology annotation, biological process: negative regulation of insulin receptor signaling pathway; negative regulation of TOR signaling; negative regulation of phosphatidylinositol 3-kinase/protein kinase B signal transduction. Lineage: Eukaryota; Metazoa; Chordata; Aves; Pterocliformes; Pteroclidae.